Molecule: messenger RNA, 993 nt
Organism: Aplosporella prunicola CBS 121167
Lineage: Eukaryota; Fungi; Ascomycota; Dothideomycetes; Botryosphaeriales; Aplosporellaceae
Exons: 1
Coding region: 182-883 (233 amino acids)
Source: RefSeq, a predicted model, not a curated record
ACUUGCUUGCUCGUUGGAAACACAACAGACGAAAUGCCCAAAUCGGAAAGCAGACGGCUUCGGCGGUCGGAGCCAUGCGGUUCGUCCGGUGACAAAAAAUUAAUCAUCCCAUGAGCGUCCGAUGCCAAAUGUAGACAGGUCGAGGUCCAUAUGGUGCUGUUCCUGAGGCUCAGAGAUUGCCAUGUCCUACUGUGUGCUUACCCUGACCGAAGGAUAUAGCGACUGCAAAGCAGGUCCUGUGACGACGUCGGCUUUUGAGGCGAGCGGCUGCGGGGGCGCCUCAAUCUUACCCUUGUUGACGAAAGGGAAUAGAAUAAAAGAUUGGAAACGCGGAAGAAGAGAGGGCCUUGUUCGAACAAACCAAACUGCAGUGCCUCGGACGCUAGCGAUGGCGUCUAGUAUCUCCGCUUGCUCCUCGAGUCGUACUCAUCGCCAUCGUAUCCGCGCUUCCUGGAGUCGGAAUCGCGGCCACCAUACCCACCGUCGCGAUCACGGUCUCUGUAACCACCGCGAUCUCCACCGCGAUCUCCACCGCGAUCUCCACCGCGAUCUUCUCUCCUGCCCACGGGCUCACGGUUGCUGCCCGAGGCUCCGCGGUCCCUGUCGCCGUAUCUGUCGUAGGAGCGUCCGCCGUAACCACCGUUGGGUCCAUCGCGACCACCAUACCCACCCGAGCCGUAGCCGCCUGAGCGUCCUCCGCGGGGGCCUGCAGGAGCACCUUCGGGCGCACCGCCCCAACCGUUGGACUGGUAGCCGAUGCCGCUGCGUCCGCCAUAUCCGCCGCCGCGGCCACCACCGCCGUAUCCACCGCUUCUUUCACCUCCACCAAAGCCACCGCGGAAGCCACCACGGAAGCCGCCACGGCCACCGAAGCCACCUCUGAACCCGCCUGGACCACUGGGUGGGCCACCAAAUCCACCAGAGGGGCGUGCUGGAAGGGCCUUGGUGUAACCACGGCCGCCUAGGCCACCGCCAAAACGUCGCGGGCGCCAA